AUGUCUAGACGUAAUGGUCCAUGUUCACAAAAGAUUUCCAUGUUUUUACAUCCUAAAAAAGCUCAAAAAGUGAAUGAUGAUGAAGAUGAACAUGUUCUGCCUCAAGUAAGCCAAUUUGUGCAAGUGGAUCCUCAAAUAGUCCCUAAUGUUGUAGUGGAACCUGAAAAUGUUGUUAAUUUUGAACGUGAUCCUGGCUUGCGUCACCAAAUACACGAGUAUCCAAAGGAACAAUGGAAUGAAGUUCGUCGAGAAUAUCUCAAGAUUGGGCCAUAUCGGUGGAGUCUUAAACGUGAUGAUUAUCCACUAACCAAAGCUGGAGGAGAUAUGCAAAAUCGAAGAUUUAACCCUUCAUGUGAAACAUACACGGUGAAGGGGAUUAAAAAUUUGAAGAGAAUUUCAUCUGCAGAAGAAUGUUCUUUUUCACAACAUGUAGGAGUUACUUGCUCACAACAUAAUAUUGCGGUGAGCUCCUGUGAAAAUUUGAUGAAGCCUUCUCAACAAAUUGACAAUGUAAUGCGAGUACGAUCUCAAGAAGAAGUUCUAAGGAACCGUUUGCGUGUUGAGGCAACUAUUAGAUGUGUUCGUUGGCUGACAUUACAAGGAUGUGCAUUCAGAGGUAAUAAUGUAUCUAUUAGCUCAGAAAAUUGUGGAAACUUCAUUGAAUUGCUAAAGUUUAUGGGAGACUUAUAUAAUGAUAUUGGCUUGGCCAUUAUGAAAAAUGCUCCAGGGAAUGCCACUUAUACUAGUCCCCUCAUUCAGAAGCAAGCUUUACAUCUCCUGGCCAAUAAUGUGAGAAAUCAAAUAUGUAAAGAGAUUGGAAAUGCAAAAUUUUGCAGUCUUGUUGAUGAAGCCCAAGAUAGUUCUACUGAAGAACAAAUGGGGAUUAUUAUUAGAUUCGUUGAUGAUAGUGGUCUAGUUCAGGAAUGUUUCUUUUCAAUUCUGGGAGUUCAAAACACAAAUGAAUCUACUUUAAAGAAGGUUACUAUUGAUGCCUUAACUUAUUUCGAUCUUAAUGUUUGUAAUUUGCGAGGACAGGGGUAUGAUGGAGCGUCCAAUAUGCGUGGUGCUUGGAAUGGUUACAAGCUUUGA
Molecule: messenger RNA, 1089 nt
Organism: Daucus carota subsp. sativus
Lineage: Eukaryota; Viridiplantae; Streptophyta; Magnoliopsida; Apiales; Apiaceae
Exons: 2
Coding region: 1-1089 (362 amino acids)
Source: RefSeq, a predicted model, not a curated record